AGCAGUAGCAGCAGUAGUAGCAGUGGCAACAGUAGCAGCAGCAGCGGCAGCAGCAGCAGCAGCAGCAGCAGCGGCAACGGCCAACCAGACUCGGCACUACUCGCCGUCGUUCCCCCGCCGACGUCGUCGUCGGCGUUUAGCGUCGCCAGCGGGGCGCUGCCGACGUCCAUGUACACGCCGCCGACGUACGCGAUGCCGUCGUCGCUCGGACGCGUCGGCUACGGCGACGGGUCGUCGUCGUUUACGCCCGUGCCGUGCCGUGAGGAGCUGCCGACGCAGCGACGGUCGCCAGGAUCUAGUCCGAUAUUGUCGUCGUCGAGGACGCAUCAUCGCGACGCGAUCGCGGCGAACUUGAAAGCAAAGGCGGGGAAGACGCGGCGACGGCGCACGGCGUUCACAAGCGAACAGCUACUCGAACUCGAGAAAGAAUUCCACCUGAAGAAGUACCUGUCCCUCACCGAGCGCUCGCAGAUCGCGCAUGCGCUCAAGCUGAGCGAGGUGCAGGUGAAAAUCUGGUUCCAGAACCGCCGCGCGAAAUGGAAGCGGGUGAAGGCGGGUAACGCGAACGGACGCAGCGGCGGCGGCAGCGGCGGCUCGCAGACGGCGAGUAAGAUCGUCGUGCCGAUACCCGUGCACGUGAACCGCUUCGCCAUCCGCAGCCAGCAUCAGCAGAUGGAGAAGUCCGCCAAGCAGCCGCUCAGCUGAAGUCAUGCAGCGGCGGCGACGACGACGACGACGAUGUUCGCUGAUGCCCCGCGGCGAUGGCGACGUUGACGAUUGCCAUGCGGUGAUGGCGACGUUGACGAUGGUCGGUGACGCCCCGCGGCCGAUCUCGCGAGUUCUCGCGUGACGAGUGGCUCUUCGCAGCAGACGACUCUUACUCUGGACGGCCUCACUGAGAGAGAGAGAGAAUGAGAGAGAGAGAGGGAGAGAGAGAGAAAGAGGGAGAGAGAGA
Molecule: messenger RNA, 955 nt
Organism: Priapulus caudatus
Lineage: Eukaryota; Metazoa; Priapulida; Priapulimorpha; Priapulimorphida; Priapulidae
Product: homeobox protein GBX-2-like
Exons: 3
Biological process (GO): regulation of nervous system development; regulation of transcription by RNA polymerase II
Cellular component (GO): nucleus
Molecular function (GO): RNA polymerase II transcription regulatory region sequence-specific DNA binding; DNA-binding transcription factor activity, RNA polymerase II-specific
Source: RefSeq, a predicted model, not a curated record